AUGUCUUACAAUUGCAGCUCUGGAAACUUCUCUUCUUGCUCUCUUGGAGGUUACCUGGGGUACCAAGUUCCCACCUAUAAUGCUUUCUACCCCAACAAUGUAGUCUACUCUCCCAGAACCUUCCAGGUGGGAUCUUCUAACUAUAAUCUCUCUCAGGAGAACUUCUGUGAGCUCCCCAGCUUCCAAAGACCCGGUUUUGUGGGCAGAUCCUUCCAGACGUCCUGCUAUCACCCAAAGAAUCUCAUCCUCUGCAGUCCCUGCCAGACAAAUUUCACUGAAUCUCUGGGAUUUGGAAACAUCGGCUUUGGAUCUUUUGGCUAUGGAAGCACUGGCUUCCAAUCUCUGGGCUGUGGGUCCAGCUUCUUCCGCCCUACUUACUUUUCUUCCAGGAGUCACCAGUCAACUUGUUACCAACCAGCCUUUGGAUCUCGCUUUUUUGGAUCAGCUUACUGAAUAUCCCCCAUUCUCUCAUGAUCAUCUCUACACACUUUAAGAAUCUUCAACACUCAACCUGGCCAGUAUCUGUGACUGAUGACCAUCUGUAUCACCAAGACUCAACACCAAGUCCUUCUGUAUAUGACUUACUAUGGACAAGUAUAUGAUUUAUUCUGGACAUAGUAACCUUGACCUGUGAACUUUCGUCAAUCUGAUCUGUGAGAUACCUCUUGAAUUUUAAUUCUUAUA
This is a messenger RNA of Trichechus manatus latirostris (Florida manatee), 684 nucleotides long. Its product is annotated as keratin-associated protein 15-1. The transcript has a single exon. The coding region runs from base 1 to 453 and encodes 150 amino acids. The record is from RefSeq and is a predicted model, not a curated record. NCBI's taxonomy places the organism in Eukaryota, Metazoa, Chordata, Mammalia, Sirenia, Trichechidae.